AUGAACAGCAGCCACACGCUAAUGAAGAUUCUCUUGCUGGCCCUGCUGCUCCUUGGCGACACAUCAGCGCGCCAUCUGACACUUCGACCACUGAGUCGCGCAGAGAUACACGAAUUGGAGAGCACUCAGCCUCUGGGACGAUCUGUAUCCAGUGGGUUUGCUGCCGUGACUGGCUUUGCCAUAGGCCUGGGAAAGGCCCUCACCGGGGUCUUUAUCUACGACGUGAUCACCGCCAACGUAACCGACAUCGAAGAGAGCGAAAGUUCAGCAAGUGAGGCCUCCGUCAGGGAGUUCUGCUUCGACACUGGAUCGAAAUCAGGUAACGAUCUAACACCUUACUACGAUGAUGGCGACGGCGAUGCCGAUGUAGAGGAGGAAUUAUCUUUCAAGAGUUCUAAUGCGAUGACUACCUGUAUUGUAUACUAUAAAAAUGACCGAUGA
Messenger RNA from Drosophila obscura, 441 nucleotides. RefSeq lists its product as uncharacterized. The record is from RefSeq and is a predicted model, not a curated record. The transcript has 2 exons. Lineage: Eukaryota; Metazoa; Arthropoda; Insecta; Diptera; Drosophilidae. The coding region runs from base 1 to 441 and encodes 146 amino acids.